Nymphaea colorata (pocket water lily) is the source of this 690-nucleotide messenger RNA. RefSeq lists its product as uncharacterized. The record is from RefSeq and is a predicted model, not a curated record. The transcript has 2 exons. Bases 184 to 567 code for a protein of 127 amino acids. Lineage: Eukaryota; Viridiplantae; Streptophyta; Magnoliopsida; Nymphaeales; Nymphaeaceae.
UCGACCUCCCAUUUUCACGAUGUUGAUCAGCCUCUCGGAUCGACGAAUCAAAGUCAUUCGCGAACCAAGACGAACAAUGGCAACCAAGACUAGGCUUUCUCAUCCCCGCGUCGAGCUAUCUCACCCGUUCGCUGAUGACAAGAUCGGGACAUAUUUUUUCGGCAUUCGUACACAUAAACAAGCAUGGGCAACUGUCUGAAGAUCCAAUCCUCAAGCUCUUGGAGCACAGAUGAUGAUGAUGGUGGCGACAAGGAGUUUGAAAAUGGCCUUACAAUGAUGUCAAGGCAGCCUAUGCGUACCGGGAGCGCGGCCGGCAGACGAACGGAGAAGAUGGUUGAGGAGGGAGAUGGAGGAGGGAUUAAUGGGAAGAAGGCGACGAUGCACGGAGAGGUCAAGAUAAGGAUGACGAAGAAACAGCUGGUGGAGCUGGUGAGCGUGGUGGGAAUGGAGGGGCUAUCGAUCGAGGAGUUUUUAGAGAAGGUCACCAGCUUAGGGAUCGAGGAGAACCAUCUGGAGCAGCGCCGGCACUGGCAGCCGGUGCUGCAGAGUAUCCCGGAGGAGGCUUGAAAAGAUGGUGGUGGCGGCGAGCGAAGAAUGGUCAGGGUGACCAUGAACGCCGGUUUUCGAUGUUCCUGUAAUGCAGCAUAUUGUACAGCGGGAACCUCUUCCCUGAUAUUUCAUUUAUUUAUU